This is a messenger RNA of Amborella trichopoda, 2501 nucleotides long. RefSeq names its product Basic-leucine zipper (bZIP) transcription factor family protein. Gene Ontology annotation, biological process: regulation of DNA-templated transcription. Gene Ontology annotation, molecular function: DNA-binding transcription factor activity. NCBI's taxonomy places the organism in Eukaryota, Viridiplantae, Streptophyta, Magnoliopsida, Amborellales, Amborellaceae. The record is from RefSeq and is a predicted model, not a curated record. Gene Ontology annotation, cellular component: nucleus.
UGAGAGAUUCUUUUUCUUGCAGUCUUUUUCCUGGUCCGCUGAAAACCCUAAAGCUUUCGAGCCAUUUUUGCCCUAAUUUACAGUCUCCUUUUCUCCUCGAAGUUUUCAAUCGUAACCCUAAUUUAUGUUAUAGCGCCUGCUUCUGCAUGCAUUGCGGGGUUCCAUGGAUCUGGUCGCAAUGCUGGUUGUGAUUCAUGAUGGUCGGGCUUGGUUCAGUUUCUAGCGUUUCUGCUCAAGUUCAGUGAAAGAGUUUGAAAAGAAAUUAGGGUGUUUGAUAUGCCAAUGGAGAAACUCUCUCUACCAUAAAAAAAAGAAAAGAAAAGAAAUGGAGAAAUGCUGGUUUAAGCUCUGCAUCUGAACUUGUGGAUAUCAGACUUAUUCUUAAUAUUGAGUGAAAUUUUGUAAGUUUUUUUCAGGCAUUAAAUGGUAAGGAGGGAUGCAUCUUAAGAUUUUGGUGUGAAGGUGGGUGUGAAGGAGAAGAAUUCGAUUUCCAUCAGAGAAACAGGCUUACCUUCUGAAGUGGACAAAUGCACAUAUUUCAGGGCUUACAAGAAGCCCCCAAGCUAAGAAAGUGCAAGUGCUGGAAAAUCCUAAGCGUUGUUAUUCAUCAGGGAAACGCCCUUAUCAUUCUCCAUCUUUAAGGUCAUUGUGCUUUAGAUUCCAAAAUAAAAAACGAGGAAAGUUUAAGUGUUUUACACAGUGAAGGAGAAUUUUCCCAGUCAACACUUUCCUGUAAAGUUUACGCUUAGUCAUUACAAUGGAGAAGGAUAAAUCGCCUUCUCCAAGUGGGCUUCCUCCUCCCCCCUCAGGUCGCUAUGCCGCCUUCCCAUCACCAACCAAUGCCUUCACUGUAAAACGUGAGUCCUCACCUGCUCCCGCUCCUUCUCCUGCCUCUCAAAUUUCCCCAUCGCUUUCUCCUUCAAGAUCUGAUACCCAAAUGCCCGAUUCCACUGGUUUCAGUCAUGACAUUAACCGAAUGUCCGAAUUCCCGCCCAGGGCUCGUGGGCAUCGACGAGCGCAUUCUGAAAUUGCAGUUAGGCUGCCUGAUGAUAUUGUCUUCGAUCGAGCAUUGGGUCCUGAUUGCCCUGCUUUGUCUGAUGAAACUGACGAGGAUUUCUUUUCAAUGUAUAUUGAUAUGGAGAAGUUUGGGGCAGCUGAGUUAACUGGGGGGCCUAUUCAAGGGGAGGCCGAGAGCUCAGAGAGAAUGAGACCGAGGCAUCAGCAUAGCCAAUCGAUGGAUGGGUCGACGACGAGCUCGAUCAAGCCGGAGGCCUUGGUGGGUUCAGAGGGGCCUUCGCUUGCAGAAACCAAGAAGGCCAUGUCAGCUGCCAAGCUUGCCGAUCUUGCUCUUCUUGACCCUAAGCGUGCAAAGAGAAUCUGGGCAAAUAGACAAUCAGCUGCAAGAUCAAAGGAGAGGAAGAUGCGGUACAUAGCAGAGCUAGAACGGAAGGUCCAGACGUUGCAAACAGAAGCGACCACUCUGUCUGCUCAGUUGACUAUGUUACAGAGAGAUACAAAUGGUCUGACGGCGGAAAACAGUGAGCUGAAACUACGAUUGCAAACCAUGGAGCAGCAGGUGCACCUUCAAGAUGCUUUGAACGAUGCCCUAAGAGAGGAGGUGCAGCGUCUAAAGUUGGCAACAGGGCAGGCAAUGUCAAAUGGUGCACCACUGAUGAACUUUGGCUCUUCUUUUGGGGGAAACCAACAGUUUUAUCCCCAUAACCAGUCUGUACACACUAUGUUAGCUGCUCACCAGUUCCAACAACUCCACAUCCAUUCACAACAUCAACAUCAACAGCAACAGCAACAGCAGCCACAACAGCAUCAACAACAACAAACUGUGGACCUGAGAAGCAAAGGAGCCAUCUCUUCUCAAAACCAAAGAGAAAAUAUCUCAGAGUUCAACACUGGGUCCAAGGAAUGAUAUCUGAGAGAAAUGGAGGUUAGGCCAGUUACUCAACCAGCAUUUUAGGAAAGUGUUCCCUGUUCUUACUAAUUGCCUGACGGAAAAGUUUUGCUAUGAUUCAGUGGACUUUGGAACCUUUGUGGUUUUCCCGUCCACCGGAUUAUAGUAUAUUUGCUAUAUAUUUUGACCUAUUGUUCUUUUAAUGAUUGGUAGCCAAUGGUUUUCGGACUUCAUGCCAAAAACUUUGCUUAUCUGCACCGAUGUAGAUCUUGUAUGAGAUGCAUUCGGACGCGCAUUCUAAGGAUGGUAAAUGGAUUACCAGUCGAGUCAUGUAUCUAUACCUCAAAAUUGGCAGAAAUGCAGUGAUGUAGUUGGUCCUAAGUAGACUUCAUUUGUUGGAAACUUCACUAAUGUAUGUUGCAUAUUGAAUUGUACCCUAGUGUUGUAGUUGUGCUAAGUAGACAUCAUUUGUGGGAGACUUCACUUAUGUAUGUUACAUAUUGUAAUUGUUCCCUUAAUGUUGAAAUCCAUGGUCUUCAAGUGUGACUUUGUAUUUCCUUUAGUGAUAUAUAUUUAUUGGGUAUGGUUUCCUUAA